GGGAGCGGGCGGGCGCGCGCACGCUAGACGGCAGCGCCCGCUCACGGGGGAGGACACCCUCCCAUCCCCCGCUCCCAGGAAAGGAGCACGAUGGCGGGCGCGGGGGGUCCCUCCGCGCCACCGCACUCUCGAGCCGUGAGUGAGCUCUGCCAGAACGCCCGAGACACCUUCCUGGAGGCCUCGCGGCUGCUGCUCACCUACGCGGACAAUAUCCUCAGGCACCCAAAUGAAGAAAAAUAUAGGUCUAUUCGGAUUGGAAAUCCAGCGUUUUCUACUCGGUUGUUACCUGUCAGAGGAGCAGUUGAAUGUUUGUUUGAAAUGGGAUUUGAAGAGGGAGAAACUCAUCUGGUUUUUCCUAAGGAAACCUCAACUGAACAACUCCACAAAAUCCGAGAUCUGAUUGCUGGAGAGAGAAAUGUCAGAUUAAGUGAAUCAAGUCAAACCCAAAGAUCAGGAUCUUCUCAAACUGUAACCAGUAUGCAGCCUAUUGUACCUCAGUCUUCAACAGCUGCUGACUCAACCCCAAUCCCUGUCAGUAGGCAACUACAAACAUCAACUGCACAAUCUGCUGCAAUGGAGGCUGAAACAAUCUUCUUUAAAACCCUUCAAUCAAACUUUCAGCAUGUGCAAGUGUAUGAAAACCAGUCUCUUCAGAAGAAAGCAUUGGCUUCUAUUCCAGUUCAAGCAUUGAAAGAGAGAGCUCAAGAAAAGUUAGCACAAGCCAAAAAAGUGGAUGGAGGAGCCCAUGUGAAUGAAGAUGAUUUUUUGUUGUUGGAGCUCUUGCAGUGGUUUAAGGGUGAAUUUUUCCAAUGGGUGAAUAACCUUCCUUGCAGCAAGUGUGGUGGUCAGACAGAAUCGAAAGGUAUCUUAUCACCUAACGAUGAAGAUCUGAGAUGGAAUGCGAGCAGAGUUGAAAAUCAUCACUGUAACCAGUGCAAGUUCAGCAAUAGAUUCCCAAGGUAUAAUAAUCCUGAGAAACUUCUGGAAACAAGAUGUGGGCGUUGUGGAGAGUGGGCUAACUGUUUUACACUGUGCUGCAGAGCUAUAGGAUUUGAAGCUAGAUAUGUCUGGGAUUCAACAGAUCAUGUGUGGACUGAGGUAUAUUCUUCAUCCCAGCAGAGAUGGCUUCAUUGUGACCCUUGUGAAAAUGUCUGUGAUAAACCUCUUCUCUAUGAGAUUGGCUGGGGAAAGAAGCUCUCCUAUGUAAUUGCAUUCUCCAAGGAUGAGGUUGUUGAUGUCACCUGGAGAUAUUCCUGUAAACACGAAGAAAUACUUUCUAGAAGGACACAGGUCAAAGAAGCAGCAUUGCGUGAAACCAUAGAGAGGCUUAAUAAACUGAGACAGCAAAUCUUGUCAGAAAGCAGAAAGAGAGUGCUCCUGGAGAGGAUAAUUGUGGAACUUGUUGAGUUCAUUUCUCCCAAAACUCCUAAACCUGGUGAACUUGGUGGAAGGAUAUCUGGUUCAAUGGCUUGGAGAGUAGCCAGAGAUGAAAUUGGUUCAGAGAUGAGAAAAGAAGUCAUUUUUAUUCCAACUGGGAAAGAGAAGACGUCUAAACUCUUCCACCUCAGUUACAAUAUAGUGGAAGAUAGCUAUACACGAGUUUCCAAUAAUAAUGAAAAAAUCACUGGCUGGGAUAAAGGUGUGUGGAAGACCGAGUCUCUAUGGAGAAAGGUUGAAACGGAUUGGAAAAUGGUUUAUUUAGCCCGAAAAGAAGGGUCAUCCUCUGCUUACAUCUGCUGGAAGUUUGAGUGUGGGUCAGUUGGUCUAAAAAUAGAAAACAUUUCCAUUCGAACGAACAGUCAGACAUUUCACAGUGGAAGAAUAAGGUGGCGAUUGCGCUCCAACAUAGCAGAAGUUGAUCUGACUGGAGAUAAAAUUCUUCGCUCUUAUUCAGAUUUCUCUGAUGCAACAGAAGUUAUUUUGGAAGCUGAACUAAGUGGAGGGGAUGGUGAUAUUGCAUGGCAGCACACCCAGCUGUUUAGAGAGAGCUUAAGUAACUAUGGAGAAAAUUGUUUGGAGAUAAUUAUAAAACUCAUUGGUUUCUGAGAAUCUAAACAGAGGAGAAAUGCUAUUGGCAACAAGGAUUUAUUAUAUAUAAAAUGCUGUGGAUACAAUGUGAGGACUUGAUUGUCAAUUACCAGGGUUCAUACUGCUAUCUUUUUUCUUCCCAUUUGCCAGUUUUAAUUUGGCCAUCAUGAAAAUAAUAAAUAUUAUACUAUGGACCAUAGAGAAA
Molecule: messenger RNA, 2233 nt
Organism: Gopherus flavomarginatus (Mexican gopher tortoise)
Lineage: Eukaryota; Metazoa; Chordata; Testudines; Testudinidae
Gene: NGLY1
Product: N-glycanase 1
Exons: 12
Coding region: 91-2046 (651 amino acids)
Biological process (GO): protein quality control for misfolded or incompletely synthesized proteins; glycoprotein catabolic process; protein deglycosylation
Cellular component (GO): cytosol; nucleus; cytoplasm
Molecular function (GO): peptide-N4-(N-acetyl-beta-glucosaminyl)asparagine amidase activity
Source: RefSeq, a predicted model, not a curated record